Emiliania huxleyi CCMP1516 is the source of this 666-nucleotide messenger RNA. RefSeq lists its product as hypothetical. The record is from RefSeq and is a predicted model, not a curated record. Lineage: Eukaryota; Haptophyta; Isochrysidales; Noelaerhabdaceae. The transcript has 2 exons. Bases 8 to 610 code for a protein of 200 amino acids.
GGCGGGGAUGGCGCCGCCGAAGGGGCCAGCUCCGGCGGGGAUGGCGCCGCCGAAGGGGCCAGCUCCGGCGGGGAUGGCGCCGCCGAAGGGGCCUGCUCCGGCGGGGAUGGCGCCGCCGAAGGGGCCAGCUCCGGCGGGGAUGGCGCCGCCGAAGGGGCCUCCCCCCAGCGGCGUCGCGCCCGCCCCGGCCUCGGCCAACACGGCGGCGGCAGCCGGCGAGACGGCGGAGGCGGUGGCGAAGCGCGCCUUCCUCGCCCGCAGCGAUUCGAGCUCCGGGCCGCCGAAAGGGGUGCCGCCGCCGGCCGGCCAUCCUAGCGCGGCUGCGCCAGGGCAGGGCGCGCCGCCGUCCGAGUUUGUUCGACUCGCUCUCCGACGACCAGGUGCGGCAGCUGUGCAUGAGUGGCGACGCGCAGGACAUGAGCUACGCCAUGGACGAGAUGACCCGCCGGAACGACCUGAGGGGCAGCCAGGGGACGAGCAUCCCCACCGGCCGCCGCGUCUCGAUGCAGGGGCUGCAGGCGUUGUUCGAGGCAGGAAUGGCGCCCUAGCCAGACCUGGUGGCCGAAUGUACAUGUGGAGUAUUCCGAGGGAGAACGAGGAGCAGAGAUGAGAAGAAAGAGAUAGCGUGAUGCCCGAGUGCCGAGUGGUAAAAUGCAACUUUGGCAU